AUGGCUCCGUCGACGAAAUCCCGGCAAUCAAAAACCCCAAAGAGGCAGACCACCCUUAGUGCCUCAAGUUUCAGCAGAGGGACUCCCAAACCCGUAAAGUCGACUCGACCCAACGCGAGUAUUCUAAGCUUUUUCAAAAAGACGGACAAGCCAGACGAUUCGCUGUUUAUCGGUGCCGCCCCAGAGUCACUUACACAUGACGACGAAGGCUUGUUCGGCUCAGACGAUGAAGAUCGGUUUAACGAAACGCUGUCAUCAGUAAAAAGGAGGAGGAUGAGCCACAUUGGUCCGGAGACUAGCGAAGACGCAUCCGCUAUCGAUACUACGCGUACAUUGGUAGAACGAUCCUCAACAGUUGAAGACGGCAAGACUGCCAAGGGCGCUGGAAAACGAAAGGUUCAGGGCCCCUUCGUCAUGGAUUCCGAUAGCGAGGAUGAGGAUGACGGGGACUCCAACCCCAGUGUAGUCAAUCCGGCUGCAAAGAAAGCAGAGAACCAGCGCUCAGGUGUGCCUGCCAACUCCAAAGCUAAAACCACCCCAGAUCUGCCUCCAGUGCUGGCAGAUGAAUGUGUUGCCCAAGGAGAGCCCUUGACUAUUCCGCCUGAUAAUUUUGAGGUGGAUUUCGAGCUAGCCAAAAUUGAAGAUGACGAUAUCUAUGCCUUCGAAGGAGAGGAGAUGCGCCAGAUGCGUUAUAUGAGAGAGCUGGCGCGUUUAGAAAGCCGAGACGUCGAGGCUGAGGACGGCUCUUCCGGCGAAGAUUUUGCCGACGAUCCCUUGAGUGACGACGGUAUUGUCAACCAUUGCUGCCCUAUAUGCCAAGGCAGCAUUUUUGCCCUUUCACCAGAUGAAGCAACGCGUCAUGUCAACCUAUGUAUUGACGGUAACGCCCCGCCACUGGUGUCUCCCGAACAGGACCGGAAACCGGAGGUAAAGGAGAUUUCUCUCAGGGACCUGCCUAAACCUGGACAGGCCAAUCCUUUCGAUGCAGCAGCUCCUUCUGAGCCCAUUGGCAAGUCAGCCUUCUCCAAGAUCAUGUCCAGCAAGGCCGAGGCUUUGGCAUGGUCUACGGCAGCCGCGGCCGAAAAGUCUAGCCGUGGCCGGUUUUCCUACCAAAGAACCUGCCCAUUCUACAAAAUUAUUCCUGGUUUUUCAAUCAGCGUCGAUGCAUUCCGUUAUGGCGCAAUUGAGGGUUGCCAGGCCUACUUCCUCAGUCACUUCCAUAGUGACCACUACAUCGGCCUGACAGCAAAAUGGUCUCAUGGACCCAUAUACUGCAGUAGGGUCACGGGAAGCCUGGUCCGCCAGCAGUUGAAGACAGCGGAGAAAUGGGUCGUCGAGCUUGACUUCGAGAAGCCGUACGAUAUCCCGGGCACCGAUGGUGCCACUGUCACCAUGAUACCGGCAAAUCAUUGUCCUGGUAGCUCGCUUUUUCUCUUCUUGAAGGUUUUUAAAAACAGCACUAGCAGUUACACCAAGCGCAUCUUGCAUUGUGGGGACUUCCGCGCGUGUCCGAGCCAUGUCGAGCAUCCCUCCCUGAAGCCAGAUAUCAUGGACCCGGUCAGUGGCAAGAUGACCCAACAAAAGAUUGACAUCUGCUACCUCGACACCACCUAUCUGAGUCCACGAUAUUCUUUCCCACCUCAGGGGGAUGUCAUCCAAGCUUGUGCUCAGCUAUGUGCUUCCAUGUCUGCUGAUCCGAAUGGUCAUGAUGUGACACCAGGCAAAUCGAACGGGACGCAUGCUGUGAGCAAAUACUUUCAAAAGGGCGAGGCCAAUAGUGUGGCAAGCGCUCCAGUAGGGAAGCCGUCCAAAAAUCGUCUUCUCGUCGUCUGUGGCACCUAUUCAAUCGGCAAGGAGCGGAUGUGUGUCGCAAUUGCCCAGGCCUUGGAUACCAAGAUAUUCGCAUCGCCAAGCAAGAUCAAAAUAUGCAAGCAACUCGGGAUCCCUGAGCUGACCGAACGCCUGACGUCGAAUCCUGUCGAGGCACAGGUCCACUUGCAGAUGAUUAUGGAGAUCCGCGCCGAUACGCUACAGGAGUACCUGAAUUCCUACAAGGCUCACUUCAGUCACAUCGUAGGUUUCCGUCCCAGCGGCUGGAGCUUCCGAGCCCCCAACGCCAAGUUUGUCCCGGCGAACAUGCCGCCAAGUACCAUAUCCACGCAGAAACUUCUCCACGAUAAGGCAUGGCGGACAAGAUUCAGCUCCGAGGACCUUGUUGCACAGCGCGGGAGCACCAAAGAGGCCAGGUGCUUUGGUGUCCCUUACUCAGAGCACAGUAGCUUCCGCGAGCUCGCCAUGUUUAUCAUGGCCCUCAGGAUCGAGAAGGUUGUGCCGACAGUCAAUGUGGGCAGCGAGCAGUCGAGAUCCAGGAUGAAGGCGUGGAAUGACAGGUGGAUAGCUGAAAGGAGAAAGCAUGGUCUAGUUCGGCCCUUGGUCGAGGGCCGGGAUGCCAAACCACCUGAUGAGGAUCUCUGGGGCGGUGGAAUGCCUGGCAGCGGAGGCUGCGCUUGGUGGUGA
Messenger RNA from Geosmithia morbida, 2517 nucleotides. RefSeq names its product DNA cross-link repair 1A protein. The coding region runs from base 1 to 2517 and encodes 838 amino acids. Gene Ontology annotation, molecular function: damaged DNA binding; 5'-3' DNA exonuclease activity. Gene Ontology annotation, biological process: protection from non-homologous end joining at telomere; interstrand cross-link repair; double-strand break repair via nonhomologous end joining. The record is from RefSeq and is a predicted model, not a curated record. Lineage: Eukaryota; Fungi; Ascomycota; Sordariomycetes; Hypocreales; Bionectriaceae. The transcript has a single exon.